This is a messenger RNA of Astyanax mexicanus (Mexican tetra), 5417 nucleotides long. RefSeq names its product gap junction protein beta 10 (gene gjb10). Gene Ontology annotation, cellular component: connexin complex. Gene Ontology annotation, biological process: cell communication. The transcript has 2 exons. The record is from RefSeq and is a predicted model, not a curated record. NCBI's taxonomy places the organism in Eukaryota, Metazoa, Chordata, Actinopteri, Characiformes, Acestrorhamphidae. The coding region runs from base 247 to 1044 and encodes 265 amino acids.
AUUAGCCAAUCAGGGCGCAGGAAGGUCGGCGGAGCCUCGUCCUGCUUCAGAGCUGAGUCUGAAUCUGAGCUGAAAACAAAGCUGUAGAGUUUACAUCUGUAGCCACGCGCACUGAGCCCUCUGCACGCGCUUUACUGGUUUCAGUUCUACAUGCCUUAGCUUCUUCAAAAGAACCAGUUCUGCAGCCAUUAGCCUCGUUCACCAACCAGAUUUCUCGGCCAAAGUGUUCCAGCAUCCGUUGCUAAUAUGAACUGGGCCUUCCUCCAGGGCCUCCUGAGCGGGGUCAACAAGUACUCCACUGCCUUCGGUCGUGUGUGGCUCUCGGUCGUCUUCCUUUUCCGGGUCAUGGUGUUCGUGGUUGCGGCGGAGAAGGUGUGGGGGGACGAGCAGAAAGACUUUGUGUGUAACACGGCCCAGCCGGGCUGCCACAACGUCUGCUACGAUUAUUUCUUCCCUGUGUCUCAUGUACGUCUUUGGGCGCUGCAGCUGAUCUUCGUCACGUGUCCCUCGCUUCUCGUGGUGCUUCACGUGGCCUACCGGGAGGAACGAGAGCGAAAGCACAGGCUGAAGUUUGGUGAAGGCUGUCAGCGGCUCUACCAGAACACCGGCAAAAAGCGUGGAGGCCUUUGGUGGACGUACGUUCUCUCGCUGAUCUUCAAGAUGUUGGUGGAUGGCACUUUUGUCUACUUGAUCUACUACCUGUACGAGGGCUACACCUUCCCAUCGCUGGUCAAGUGCACGCAGGAUCCCUGCCCCAACAUGGUGGACUGCUUCAUCUCACGACCAACAGAGAAGAGGAUCUUCACGCUCUUCAUGGUGAUCACCAGUCUGGUGUGCAUCCUCCUCUCCCUCUUCGAGAUCCUGUACCUGAUGGGCAAGCGCUGCUGCGAGUGCUUCUCCAAGUUCAAGGGCUCCAGGCAAGUGGCCCGGGCCACUUCCAUCCCCAGCAUCAAGAACACCAGUGGCCUACUGGAGACCAACACCAAGCGAUUGGUGGGCAAAGGUGAACCUGCCCCGGCAUACAUGGUGACAGUUGCAUUGUGAAAAGAAGCUGUAAUAAAAUCUCAAAAGACUUAAAACCCAAGGGAACCAACUGGACGAUGACAGAAAACCACUGGAGUAUUUAUCUCCUAGAGAAAGGUAUCGAGUAGCAAGGGUUUACUGCCUUAAACUCUGUGUUUUAUAUUCAGUUAAUAACCAAGACACUCAAGUGGGUUCCUCAGGAAGGUCAUGUCUCAAGAGGCAUCAAUCUGGGACACCGGAAACUCAAGAGUUUACAAAGGGCAAGUUGGACCAGAGUGGUUUCUAAAGCUCACUCAGGAGUGAGAGAGGUGGGCAGUGAUACAACAAGGUUAUUUAACUCAAGGAGAGAAAUGGUUUAGCACCUUAAACUCACAAGAUUUAAAAGGGCCAUCAGUAGGUUGUCUCAAGAGGCAAGAAUCUCUAGAGUAGGCACAUUGAGCCAGAGUGGUUCCUGACAAAGCUCCAUUGAAAAAAGUCAGGGAGAUGGACAAUAGAAUAGAAUAACCACAAAGCCUGAAAACUUUGAGUUCAACUCAAAGUAGGAGAACAACCUUUGGGCUCUGAAUCAAAGCGGACAGGAAAAGGCAAGCAAGGUCUUCUGUCAUCCUCAGAGAUUCAGAGCAGAAAGAUUGAGCAAAUAGUGAAUGACGCUUUGUGCGAAUACUAUGCAGGUUCACGCCCAAGUACAGGCUAGGACACAACAUGCGAGGAGAUCAAAUUUCUGUCAGUACAUGUCGAUUGAUUGUUUUUGCCUUUAUCUUUGACUUACUGAUGGUGGAAGGCCAAAAGUUGGAGAAUUUGGUAAUGAACAAAAGGUUCCUGGAUUGGAUCCUAACUCGUGUUUAUUGUUUUCCCAGGUAAAGCACUAUAGUGUUAAAAAUGUCACAUUAUAGUUAAACUAUGCAGUAGAUCAGGGGUGUCCAUUGUUAUUAUGGAGUGUAAGAAAAUAUCAAUAUAUUGAAAUUAGACCUGUUACGAUAAAUUAUUGUGAACGAUAUGUUGUCCUAGAAAUUGUUGCAACAAACAAUAUUAUUGCCAUUUUAAGACCAUUAAAUGCCACUAAUAUAAUGAUAACAUAAUAUUACACCCUUUUUAAGACAACAAGCUUGUUCUGUUCUGGUUCCCACACUUAAUUUUGAACCGUUUGGUGCAUUUCACCAACAGAAAUAGGUUCUGGAACCUGAAAAGUUCCCAGUUGGAACCAAAGUUAUAGUAGGUUCAACUUUCUCUGUUGAUGACGUAUUCUUUGACAUAUCCUUAGUUCCACUAAAACUUGUGUAAACGCAGGCUGGUUCACUGAAAAUCACCAAGUUUCUUAUAAGCCAGAACGGAAACAGUUCCAGAACCAUAGUUCUUUUGGUGGAAAAUGGCUAUUGAAUAACUGGUCCUUGUGCGACUGGCUAAAAUACUGUUUAUUGUUAUAUCUAUAUGUUUGUAAGUGUAUAUGUAUGUCAAAAAACGCACAAACAUAAUGGGCAAUAUUUUGAUUGUUAAUAUGAUAUAAACAUGUGUAAUUAAGUGUGCUGCUAGUUGUUUAGAAUGAAAACUUACAGCCACACCAACCAUUGGACAUCCCUGCACAAGACUCUGAAAUCUGCUCAUCCCUGCUCUGAAAUGAGAAAUAAAGAGCGAAUUAGCUUUUUUCAGAGCACUUACAAAAUACAGAGGUAGAAAACAUAUAAUUACAUGAGCAGUAGCUCAUACUUUUUACACAAGUGCCUAAAUCUCAAAAUGUUACUUAUUCAGGGUGAUGAGAAUAUUGUUUCUGUUAUGAAACGAUAAAAAUCUUGAUACUUGUUAAUACUGAAACACUUAAAAGCAUGUUUUUUGCACUUUCAUUAGGAUGUUUAUGAGUUAAAUACACCCUGUUCCAACAAGCUAAAUGAAUGAAAAAUUAAAUGUUGUAAUUUUAUGUCUAACAAAUUUCUAAGUAUUUCCUUUUUAAAAUGGAAAGAAGAUCUUCUUCAAAAAAGAAGAUAUUUUUAUUAUAAUUAUUUGAAUGUCUUGGGCAGUGGAGAAAUGAUCUGUGAAUCUGUUAAUCUGGACAGUAGGGGUCAUAGUCUGGACUUCACAUAGACCUCACAGUUUAGUACUAGUGUGUUACAAUAGGAAAACAAAAUGUAUGACUCCUCUCUGUACUGGUGGACAGUUUGAGCCAGAUGCCACCAAUCAUGAUCAUUACUUCGGGUGGGAAUCACAGGGCAUCUCACGAUAUUAUCACAAUACAUUGCCAACAAUACCAGUGACACAAUACUGUGAUUCUGCGAUUAUUGAUAUAUCACAAGACAAUUCUUUACAAAAAACAUUUCACAACCAAUAUUUUUCAAUGCAGUUUUACCCUAUUAAUUUUAUUAGCAUCACCAGGUGGAGUAAUGAAGCAGUAACUUCAGCAGUAAGUUUUGUUUCAAUAAAGAUAUAAAUAUUUGACUCCACAUACCAAUACAAUAUAAUCAAAAUGAUAAAGAUACAUCAUGAUAUUGUAGACCCAUUCAUAUAUAUCAAGCAGGUCAAUGCAGCUAACUAAGUAAAGUUAAGUAAAGCUAAGCUUAGCAAACAGUAAUACAAAAUAAUACAACUGUAAUAAAAAAAAUACUUGACUUGAAAUAUUUCUCUCCUGAAAACUGUUUAUUUGGGUGAGUAAAGCACUUCUGUUUAUUUAUAGUAAUCUUAGAUUCCCAAAUUUCAUUAGCAUUAGCUGCUGAUUGCUAGCUCCAGUAAGCCAGGGCAAUAUUAUCUAGCGAUUCGUUCCAUGUAGCUUGUUUUAACACUGUAAAUAUGUGCGUUACAGUCCGAUAUACUCACCUCUGAACGACAAAAGAGCUAGUGUGUUUAAUGGCUAAUGCUAAUGCUAGCUGGGGUUAGCAGCAGGCUACAGGCCGAUAAUACUCACCUCUGAACAGGGCAACAGCGGUUAGCGUCUAAUGCUAAUGCUUCUCCAGCCCUGGUGCUGGAGAACUUAACUGAAACUCCUGUAUAGCGCUGUACUUUGCCAGAGUGGUUUACAGCUCCUUUAAAUCUGACUGGAAAAAAUUAUACAUAGGGCGCACUGUAUUAACAAAAUUAAAUUUUAAAUUUAUAGUUUUAUAGCUUUAUAGUGUGAAAAAUACGGUAGCCAGGCACAGCUAAUCAUGACCAUUAGCACCCACAGUGGACAGCACAUAUGAGUGUAUUGGAUGAAAUCUAUACACUCCUUUCUUUGAAUAGAGCUCAGGAAAUAGGUUUGCUAAGAUGCUCAAAUAACACAUAUUGUUGAUUAAAUCGCUAAACACUAGCAUUCCUGAUAAGCAGUUUUACAGAUCAUUUUCUCAGAUGCCUCAGAGACCUCUGCUCUCUGAAACCAAAGCCAGUGUACACACUUUUAAACCACUGUUAGCUCAGUGCAGUCCUGUGUAAAGUGUUUAGAGCUUCAGUACAGUGAAAGCCAAAUGUAAUGUAACGAUUUCCGUUGAGUCAUGCUUUAUACUUUUUAUUUGUUUUACAUCUGGAUGGGCUUUUCCUUUGAGAAAAACAUGAGAAAAAUGUUCCGACCGUAUUAACUAUUUCCGUUCUGCGCAUACAAUGACUCACUGGCAACGUUUGACCGCAUACCAGGACAGACAGUCGCUCCACAUUGUGAUAAAACAGCCAGAUAUUGUAAGAUGAUUCGGAUAUAUUCUGUAUUCCCAUGAACCAUUUAUUUCACCAUUGCAUUUUCCCUAAAGGAAGCUGUAAACUAAUGCUUCACUGCCAGUCUGUUUACGUCCUGUGGAGGCCCGCUUGGCCACAGGAAUUUUGGUUGAUGCUAGUUUAUGUUUAUGUUCUUUUUUUUGUAUGUAACUUGUAUGUGCAUUCCUUUUGUACUUAUUAGUUACCUUCUGAGCUUUAUGCAAGCAGCUACUCCACUGCCUCGACAUGUGCACUUUGUGCAGGACCCCUCAAGGCUGAAUGCAGCAGAACUAGAUCCAGUUAUGGACAGGUUUACGUUGUUUUGACGACUAAAUUCCUUCGCCCACGGAAGGCAGGCCUUCUACACCUUCAAGGCAAAAGCAGACAUACUGUAUAAUUUCCUCAGUGCGAGUUGCAGUACUGCUCUGCGACAGGUCCCGUCAUGAGCGACUAGAGUCUUUCCAUGUUGUUUUUUUGUUUGUUUUCACGAGCUGAUACGUCUCCAGGUCUGCAGCUGCCUAGGCUUGUUCUACGAUCAAUUCAGAUGCGCGAGAGGGAGAGCGCGACAGAGCGAGAGCGCGGUUGGCUUUUGUCUCAUAAACACGCAUCUUCUGAAUGUAAACCGUACUCAGCGUGGAUUUCCUCUGUUUGGCCUCCAUCUUCCCAACAUUCCUUCCUGCCUACCAUGUGCAUCUGUACUGUUUACAAUUUCAGAUUCAUUAAUUAAAGUGACUUUUGUAUUUUCUUAA